Molecule: messenger RNA, 2493 nt
Organism: Pieris brassicae (large cabbage white)
Lineage: Eukaryota; Metazoa; Arthropoda; Insecta; Lepidoptera; Pieridae
Product: E3 ubiquitin-protein ligase PPP1R11-like
Exons: 4
Coding region: 107-535 (142 amino acids)
Cellular component (GO): nucleus
Molecular function (GO): protein serine/threonine phosphatase inhibitor activity; protein phosphatase 1 binding
Source: RefSeq, a predicted model, not a curated record
UGCUGCUGUCAUUUGCGACGAACAAAAAUAAAGAUUUUUAACCCAAAUUUUUAAAAAUAUGCUAACAUAGUUUUAUCCUUAUAUAAUGUGAAUUUUUGAUUCAUUAAUGGCAGACCGUCAUCGUACUUUCGACACAGAAGAAAUGGCAACAACAAGUACAGCGGUAACGACGGUACCCCCACAACUUCAAGAGGAGCCCGUAGAGCCUGUAGCUGUGUUAACUCUGAGACCCACAAAGAAGCAGCAACGCAAAAAAGUUGUAUGGACGGAGGACACCGUCGACAAUGAACACAUGAACAAGAAAAAGUCUAAAUGUUGCUGUAUAUAUGAAAAACCCCGUCGUUUCGGCGAGUCCGACUCGGAAGAGAGUGACGACGAAUGUGAACAUUGUUUUGGACAUGUUGAGAAGAAACGUACUAAGCACAACACACACGUACAAGAGAACACUGAACAACCUGAACCAACAACAUCUGUGACGUUAAAACCUUCGGAGCCUGCGCUGGCGCCGCCCGACAAGCCGCCCUCUGAUACUUAAUCACGUAAAUUAUUUAUACCUGACUUUUAAACAUUUCAAUGUAUUUUCGUAUUGGUAAUUUUUUCCAUAAGAGUAAUUUUCUUCAUCCUAUUUGGCGCCUAGCGAAAUAUGAAGAUCCAAGGUUUCACAAACGUUCAUAAGUCUCUAUAUUAAAAUUAUCUUGACUAACAGAUUUUUGAUAUAUGUAACAAAAAGAAUUCCAUUUAUUUUAUAAAAUUUUAUUUUUCCACAGAGUGAAUUAUUCAGUAUUCUGACAGAAAUCGGAAUCUUAAUAUGUGGUUAACAUUUAUAAAAUAUAAUUCCAAAUGUUUUUCAAGUAUUUGAUACAAUGUCACUUUAUCUUUAGUUUUAACAUACUGAUUCGUACAAAAUACACAAAAAAUAUCUGAAUAUGUUGAAAAGAUUCGCCCUCAAAGCGCUGCUCAAAUAUUUCCAUACAAUUUUUAUAUCGUGUGCUAUGUGAAGCGUACUUUACAGUAGUAACUGUUACAACAAUUUUAUUGACAGCUCGAAACAUACAGCUCUCGGUUCAUACAAUUUGUAUAGUUUACUAUACGCAUUAAAUUUGACGCAUUCAUCCGUUUUGUUCUAAAUAUGCCCACGGAGCGCUUUAGUUUUUCAUGUAAAAAUCUAUUUAUUUUUCAUAUGAAGAUUGUAUGUAUGGUUCGGUAUGUCUCUUUGUCGUUAUUUACUCAUGCCAGAAACUUGCAUAUUAAUAAACGAAGUCCUAAUUGAAAGAAUAUUCAUUCCCAAGUUUAUUUCUCAAUAGAAAAAUACCUUUAUAUUGUAAAUUCCGGUAAAAUAUGGGAACGCUUGAAAGAGUAAACUUGUUGUUAUGUUGAGUCUAUAAAUUAAUGAGUAGCCACGAAACAUUUCUCAACUAAGGCUUUUAGUUUCUUUAUAAGACAGUAUAUAAGGUAGGGAGUGGGAAAAAGUAGGUUUAACUGUUAAAAAACCUAUAUGUUAUAGUGUUACCAGUUUAGCAGUUCUACGAUAGUGUUUACUAAUUGUUAAUCUUCUUGAUUAUCUAUUGUUUCAUAUGAGAAGUUUGGGUAUAAAUUACCGUACUAUAUAAUAGACAUUUAAAAUUUGUAACAAAUAAAUUCUCUUAUAAAUAACCUUUUAUAUAGUAUUUUUGGUAAUCAAAAAACAUUUACCCUUUAUUCAUACAAAGCAGUAUAAUUGCACUUUUUUAACUAAUGUAUCUCUUCCGUAUUUUUAAAUAAAUAGUUUAUAUGCCGUUAUUAAAAUAGAGAGAUUUACCCACUUUAGUUAUAAAACGGUACUAUGGGCUGUUUGAAUAGAUAUAAAAACCAUUUCAUAUUAUUUUGUAGAACUUUAGAAACUACACAACUUGUUAUUUUGAAUUCUGUUUAAUAAUGGCUUUAAAAAAUAUAAUUUCAAGAACCCGCCAAAACGCUUUGCCACACAAGAUGGCGUCGCUCCUGUCUUAACGACGUACUACGCUUUUAAACACGUAACUAGAUGUCAAUUUUGAUAAUUAUCAUUCUUAAAUUACGCAAAAUAUUAUAAUUUGUCCAAAAAAGCUUCCAACGGAAUGAAGCUCCAGGCUGGGCCGGAUGAAGACCGUUGAUUUAUUAUUGAUAAAUUAAUGAUUAUUUAUUUAUAUAUUAAUGUCAUGUCUUAUUCAGAUAACUCUUAAUACUAUAUUUUUAUAACUGUCAUAGCCUGAAUUUUGUAUGAAUAAAGGGGUUUAAUUCCUAAAAUAUGUAAAGUAAAGUGAAAACAUUUCUAUGUCAUGUUUAAAAAUAAUUCACAUCUUAUUAUGGUAAUAAUUUUACUGUAGUAUUUAAGUAUGUUAAAUGAAAUAUAUUUACUAAGUAAAUCGGUAUUUUAUUAGAAAAAUGAACUGUGUUUAUAAAUAGAAAUCUUCCGAGCAGAUUCUUUUCUUUAGAUCAUUUUCAGAAAUUAAACUGUUAUAGCUAUUUAUUUUAUUA